AUGGACGAGGCCUCGCAACUCACGGAACCCGCCACCCUUGUGCCUCUUGUGAAAGAGUGUUCGCGUGCGAUACUAGUUGGAGACCACGUUCAGCUCCGCGCCACGGUCCAGCAGAAUGCUGUCUUGACAGGUUACGACAUCUCGCUUUUCGAACGCCAUUACAAAUUACCGCCAAGAGAGGACGUUGCCAGAGUCAUGCUUAAUAUGCAGUAUCGCAUGCAUCGCUCCAUUUGUGACUUCAGUUCCUCCGAGUUCUACGAUGGGAAACUUCACACUGCUGUGGCCGAAUACGCACGUCCUCUGAGUUGUUCGCUUUUUCCAUGGCCCAAGAAGAACCGCAUGGUCUGGGUUGAGUGUCCGGAAUCUGAAGAACUGUAUUGCCAAUCAAAAUGGAACGUUGGCCAAGGCGUAAUCUGCAAAAGUAUCAUCGAACUUCUCAAGACACCACCACCGUCUCCAAAAUCGACUACGGCUGCGACAGUUCCUGGUGAAUCCCCAUCUAUCGUCAUACUGACACCCUACAAUCGCCAGAAGGAUUUGCUUACGUCCGAAAUCCCCAACGUCGAAGUCUGCUCUAUCGACAGUUUUCAGGGUCGUGAGGCAGAUAUCGUUGUGUUUGUCACUGUUCGGUGCAAUGUUUAUCACGAAUUAGGCUUACUGGCUGACAUGCGACGAUUGAACGUAGUCAUGACAAGGGCGAAAGCCGGGAUCUUGUUGAUCGGGCACCAGAAUACACUGGCUGGUGUAGAAGCUGGAAUGGUUGAGAAUGAGAGUAAGCUGGUUUGGAGGAGACUACUAGAACAGUGCGAGGUUGUGUCCUUGGCAGCUCGAGCCGAGAGUGGUUGUUCCAAACGCUGA
Alternaria arborescens is the source of this 858-nucleotide messenger RNA. RefSeq lists its product as hypothetical. The transcript has a single exon. Bases 1 to 858 code for a protein of 285 amino acids. NCBI's taxonomy places the organism in Eukaryota, Fungi, Ascomycota, Dothideomycetes, Pleosporales, Pleosporaceae. Gene Ontology annotation, molecular function: helicase activity. The record is from RefSeq and is a predicted model, not a curated record.